This is a messenger RNA of Pseudovirgaria hyperparasitica, 1832 nucleotides long. RefSeq names its product cytosine deaminase protein-like protein. The transcript has 2 exons. The record is from RefSeq and is a predicted model, not a curated record. The coding region runs from base 291 to 1658 and encodes 455 amino acids. Gene Ontology annotation, molecular function: hydrolase activity, acting on carbon-nitrogen (but not peptide) bonds, in cyclic amidines. NCBI's taxonomy places the organism in Eukaryota, Fungi, Ascomycota, Dothideomycetes, Acrospermales, Acrospermaceae.
AUUACCCUCUUCGUGCUUGUCGUUCAGGAAACUCCUCCGCUUCUUGAUCGAAGAAGACUGCUGGGUUUGACUUUCUUAUCGCGCUGUUCACUCAUAUUAGUUGGUGUUGCACUCGAAUUUGCUUUAGCCUGGGCUGCUAUUCUUCAUUCCACACUCAGUGGUUGCAUCGACCCAUAAUCAUAAUGUACGAUCGCACUUGAGGCCACCAUGCAGAUCUGAAAUACACCUCACUUGUUAUCAUUUUCGCCUAUAUUCCAAUCCUCUCACACCAUACUUUACUUCUUGUCAUAAUGGGUACGAGAGCCUCAACCGAUCGAAGCGUCAGCUUUGAUGCAGACGUCACCAAAGCAGCUCCCGUACAUAAGAUACUCGGCGUUCGAUUGCCUCAACGGUCCGUAUCCAGAUUUUGGGAUAUAACAAUCUCUAAUGGCCUAAUAUAUUCGAUUGAACCUCAUACGGCGGAAUCCCUGGCCACUCGAGACUGUCCUGGUGUCCUAGACGCGUCUGGGCGACUACUGGCUCCCUCUUUGUGCCAUGCUCACAUUCAUUUAGACAAAUGCUUUCUCCUGCAAGAUUCAAAGUAUGCGGAUCUUGAAAUCAUCUCGGGUGAUUUCAGCGAAGCAAUGAGAUUAACAGGCCAGGCCAAAGCUAGGUUUAGAGAAGACGAUCUAUUGCGAAGAGGGAGACAGCUCAUCGAGGAGAGCAUAUCGUUUGGUGUAACGUCGAUGCGCGCUUUUGUCGAGGUCGAUGGCCAGGUCAACUUCAGAUGUCUGCAUGCUGGACUUCAACUCAAGAGCGAGUUUGUUGAGCGGUGCAGCAUCCAGAUCUGUGCCUUUGCACAGUUACCCCUAUUUUCCGGCGAAGAUGGAGGGGAGGAGAUCAGGGUGCUGAUGAUAGAAGCAGCACAAACAGAGGGUGUGGACGUAGUUGGAAGCACUCCCUACGUCGAAACUGAAGUCAGCAAGUGUAAGCAGAACAUGCGCUGGAUCAGUAGCCUGGCCAUUGCCAAUGACAAGAUGCUCGAUCUGCAUAUGGACUACCACUUGGACGACCAGAAAGAACCUAUGAUUUGGUCAGCGUUGCAAACCAUAAAAGAACGUGGUUGGAACGAGCGCGGUGGAAAAGGCAUUUGCAUGGGCCAUUGCACUCGUUUCACACUGUUCGAGAGUGAUGAAUGGGAAAGACUAAGAGACGAAUGCCGCAGUCUACCUGUUUCAUUCGUGGGCCUCCCUACAUCAGAUCUGUUCAUAAUAAGACCUGCGCCGGGAGCAAGAGGAACGCUGCCUAUUACAGCGCUGAUUCGAGAUUUUGAUUUGAACGCUGCCAUUGCAGUCAAUAAUGUUGGGAAUGCGUUCACUCCUCAUGGAUCUUGUGACCCCCUAGCCGUUGCAUGUCUUGGUGUUGGUGUUUAUCAUGCCGUUACGAAAGCCGACGCAGAACUAUUAUAUGAAUGUGUAUCGAUUCGAGCGAAAACGCUGAUCGGCGAGGAACAAACUGCUAGUGGUUCUCUCGAGCUUAGCGUCGGUGAUCCAGCAGACUUUGUGAUAUUUGAUCGGGAUGAUCACGGCUGGCGAAACAGGAAAAGCAUUGCAGAGGCUGUCUACGACGCCGGAAAUAGCAGGCAGACUAUUAGGAGAGGAAAAAUAACAAACCCGUGAUGCGCACGCCACGUGUGUCACGAGAGGUCACUCGCUACGCAUAUCUGCCUUCGCCACCAUGUUCAAAAUCAUCUAGUUAGGUAAAAUUCGAAAUAGUUGCGUUAUAAAUGAUGAUUAGUAAGAACCUGUAAGACCUGUACGAUAAUCUAUACCUUUAUAGAGACUUCACUCCAG